AUGUCCGCUCGCUAUUUCCUCUCCGCCCUUCUUUUGGGUGCGGCGGCCGCGUCCGCCGGCCGAUCCGCUCAACCCCGAGCGAUGCCGCCGCCCGGCGCUGUCAUCUAUGCCUGCACCAAGCCCGACAUGGUCGCCCUGACGUUCGACGACGGACCCUACCAGUUCACCAGCGGCAUUCUGGACGAGUUUGCAAAGUACAACGCCAAGGCCACCUUUUUCCUCAACGGCCACAACUGGGGCUCUAUGUUGGAUUACAAACCCACCGUCCAGCGAAUGUUGGCUGAAGGUCACCAGAUCGGACACCAUACUUGGUCUCACCAGGAUCUCGCGACUCUUACCGCCGACGCCGUUCUUCUCGAGAUGACCAAGCUCGAGGUCGCCCUGAUUCCGAUUAUUGGCAAAUUCCCCACUAUCAUGGGGGCCCUCGGGUACCACGUCAUCCACGCCAACAUCGACACCUUUGAUUACAACAACCAAAACACCUGCCUGAUUCGCAACAGUAUUGAGUAUUUCGAGGACGGCCUCGAUCGAGGAGGCUCCAUCGUUCUCGCCCACGACGUCCACAAGUAUACCGCCGAGAAUCUCGUCCCCGCCAUGCUCGCGAGCCUCCACCGUCGAAACCUUCGAGCCGUUACCGUCGGAGAAUGUCUCGGCGACCCGGAGGCCAACUGGUACAGGGGUCCCCGCGACGGUUAUGUUCCACCUUCCACCCCUAUCGGCGGUGUGGAUACCGUACAUGGGACGUGCGGCGGCGAGAACGACUAUGAUCUUAGUCUGCUCGCCGUCGUCAUGAUUGAAUCAAAGUUUGGUCACGUGCCUGUCGUUGACCGAACUGCUAAAGUCGGUGGGAAAGGGAAAAAGCGGGCAUCGAAACGGGAACCCAAUUUUUCCCAUGUCAAACUCUCUUUGAAGCACUUGACGUUAGCCUCGCCACGGCUCAACAGCAUGUUUUCUGGUCCGUGGUUAGAAUCGACUAAGCAGUCUGACGGCCUUCAUCUGUGGGAAACGGGCGAUUUCUUUGAUCCCACGGCCUUUGUCAUAGUAAUGAACACUAUCCAUGGACGAAACCGUUGCGUACCUAAGACCAUCUCCUUGGAUGAGCUCGCAAAAAUCGCCGUCAUUGUGGAUGACCUUCAGUGUGCUGAAGCCAUGGAGACAAUGGUCGAUGUUUGGUUACGAACCACAAAAUAUGAUGAGACACUACCUUUUGGCCGGGACCUGAUCUUGUGGCUUCUCGUCUCCCAGGUGUUUUCUCUGGACUCCAUCUUCCUGGCUACCACUCGGAGCAUCAUGUUGACUAGCAACGGACAACUAGACAAUCUUGGCCUUCCAAUCCGCCAUGAUAUCAUUGCCGAGAUCGAAACUCGCAAAGCAUCUAUGAUUAACCAGGUUAUAAACGCUGUAUAUAGCGCCGCCAACCAUUGGCUCCAAGGCAAAGGUAACUCUAUUCGCCCCCGCUCUCAAACCCCCAUCCUCGGUUUCCGGCCUGACGCUCAGGAGCUUCGACCGAGCUGGUAA
Messenger RNA from Parascedosporium putredinis, 1518 nucleotides. NCBI's taxonomy places the organism in Eukaryota, Fungi, Ascomycota, Sordariomycetes, Microascales, Microascaceae. The record is from the annotation of a GenBank genome assembly.